Acanthosepion pharaonis is the source of this 756-nucleotide messenger RNA. The record is from the annotation of a GenBank genome assembly. Lineage: Eukaryota; Metazoa; Mollusca; Cephalopoda; Sepiida; Sepiidae.
AUGACUAGCGUUGUACAACCAUCUCUCUCUCUCGUCUCAGUCAGUAAGCUUAUGUACUUGAAAAUAUGCAAUACCAACGUUAUCUAUCUAUCUAUCUAUCUAUCUAUCUAUCUAUCUAUCUAUCUAUCUUAUCUUGUUCAUAUCUAUCUAUCUAUCUAUCUAUUGUUCCCAAUUGUUGAAACAUUGACUUGCAUAAUAAAAUCUAUCUAUCUAUCUAUCUAUCUAUCUAUCUAUCUAUCUAUCUAUCUAUCUAAUGCUCUGUUAUCACCGCACAUUAUAUUGUUUUUUUCUUACAGUAGAUUUUAUGUAGACGUUUAUUUCGUUUCUCCCUCUAACACUUCUCUUAAUUUCCUUCUCUUUUCCUUCUUUCUCUCUCUCUUUUCUGGUUUCAUCUUUUUCUCCUCUUUCUUUCUCUUCUUGCAUUUUCAUCUCUCUCUUUUCCUUUUUAUCCUUCUUUUUUUUUUCCCCACAGUCUUAAAUUGUCUUGCGCGCCAUUUUCUUCGCUCGCUUUAUUUCUCUCCUAUCGAAUUUUUUUCCCUCUCCUUAAAUAAAUCUCUCCCCAUCGCUUUUCAGUUUUUAUCCCCUUCAUGUUUUUGUCACAUCCAUACUACAUCUACCCGUUCUUUUCCCUCCCUCCCUCUCUCUUAUUUCAGUGCAUACGUGUCAGAUUGGAAUGUUCAUUCCUUCGUCUUCUUUUCAGCAAUUUCUUUGACGUCGUCUUCCUUUACGUAUUGGCUUGCUUGCGAAUCAAGAUAA